Molecule: messenger RNA, 1210 nt
Organism: Drosophila montana
Lineage: Eukaryota; Metazoa; Arthropoda; Insecta; Diptera; Drosophilidae
Exons: 2
Coding region: 151-1098 (315 amino acids)
Source: RefSeq, a predicted model, not a curated record
AUAUAUCUGAGCUCCAAUUAAAACUCCUUUCUCUGUCUUUCUGAGCGGCUCAGCAUAUUUGAACCAAGCGAUCGAGCGAAAAGAAAUAGUCGCGCAUUGGAGGCGAGAAGUGAGAGAUCGAUUUGAUUUUCAUCGGUGCGCAGUAAAAUAAUGGCUGGCGGCUUCGACUUCAACAAGCUAUGUAAGACUUUUAGCGAGCUUUGUCCCGACUUCAAUCAGUCGGAUCAAGCGGCCACAUCGCAGAGCUUGGACUUUGCCAACAAAGUACUCUUCGACCUGGGGCCCAAAAUGCGGCACAUCAAACAGAGCGGCAUGGCGCAGAUGUGGCGUCUAAUCUUCAGCGGGAACUCAAGCGUAUUCAUAUACACCUACACCUUUAAGAGCCCGAUCAACGUUAACCCGCGUCUGCAGGACAAGAAGCUGUACCUAACUCUGAAGCAGGCUGGCUUGUUGGCCGCCAGCAAACUAUGCUCCCAGCUGCCCGAUUUUUAUAAUCCACGUGACAAGAUACUGCUGACACCUUUGGCGCGCGCCGUAUUUCUGCCCCAAAACAUUCCCAAAAUUGCCGCCGAUCUGACUAGAUUACUCGGACGCAGGGUGGACAGCAAUGAGGUGGUCAAGGCCAUUAUCUGCAGCUGCCAGACGGAUGGCUUCCACCUGGAGCACAGCCAGUGUCACAUCGCCCUUGUGGCCAUUGAGGUAACAGUGUCUGCGCCCGCCCAACGCCAGAAAUUGCGUGAGAAAACAAUCCGGCUCUACGCCAAGCACGGCAAAUCUUACAAUGCGGGCCUUUACAAAAUAUACGCGCAGCACUCUAAACUGAGCAGUAGACCACCAGAUACUCAGCUGCCCGAGCCCUGCACUUCCGAGGAGGAGAGCAAAGGUCAGUCCAAGAUUAAGAGCAUAGAUACCGUUCUGCGCAGUAUUGCGAGAACUGUCGAUGAUCCUCUAAGCGGUGGCACCCUGGACAUGAAGUUUGUCUCACCUCCAGCUUCCUUUAGCGAAAUCGAGCUGAACUUACCAGCGCCCACCGACAUUCGCGUCGAGGCUACCAACUUGGAUAGCAUCAGACACAAACAAACUACCUCCAGUCAGUGAGGAUUUCUUCGAAAGUGAAUUUAAUCAACUAAUAUAUAACAAAAUAUGUUCAAGUUGGUUCAAGAUAUUGUAUUCUUCUGGAUGACGCAGAUUAAAUUUUCAUAUGCUUGGU